This is a messenger RNA of Trichoderma virens Gv29-8, 1788 nucleotides long. RefSeq lists its product as uncharacterized. The transcript is spliced from 2 exons. Bases 1 to 1788 code for a protein of 595 amino acids. The record is from RefSeq and is a predicted model, not a curated record. Lineage: Eukaryota; Fungi; Ascomycota; Sordariomycetes; Hypocreales; Hypocreaceae. Gene Ontology annotation, molecular function: DNA-binding transcription factor activity, RNA polymerase II-specific; RNA polymerase II cis-regulatory region sequence-specific DNA binding. Gene Ontology annotation, cellular component: nucleus. Gene Ontology annotation, biological process: regulation of transcription by RNA polymerase II.
AUGGCGUCGCCAAUUUUAGAAAGGGAGCUUCCGGUGGAUAGCUACACGGAUUUCCGACACCCCCAACCUUCAGAGCAAUCGGGCUUGAUGGCUUGCUGCUCACCUGCGACCCUUUUGACUUUGCCAUCUGGCUUCGAGCAGGGGCAACAGCUUCACCAACCUGAUACAUGCUCGUUUACUCCGGCGGUUUGCGCUCUCCCCCAGCAGCAACAUCAAGGACAACAAGAUUUUCAAGACCCGCAAGGGGCCCAGCUUCUCUCGCCGCCGACUUGCUGCAGCGACGCCAGCUUGUAUAUGAGCCCAUACCUGUCGUAUCAGCCGACGAUUCAAAACAUCUGGCCAUCGCCUCCUCUAUUGCCGGGAGAUAUCCAGAGCUGUAUUUCUUUCGAGGACUCGCCCAUUUGUGGAAGCGUGGGCCUACCCUUCUACAAUAGCAGCGAAGACAACUCGCCUACCUCUCCUGGUGGAUGGUCGUCGGUCUCAGGAUACCCACCAACUACAGGCUUCUUUCCUCAGCAGCACCCUGGAGAUCAGGCAUUUGGCCAAGUCUGCACUCCCAUGUCGGCACAGGACGCCCCCUACCACCAUUCAGACAUGUCUACUCCAUACACGGAGAGUUUUCACCUAGAUUCCGACGCUGAAUUAUCAGCUGGCCUGAAUAUGUCGGUGUCGUCUUCUGAUAUGAUGCAGAGCCUGUCUGCGGCCCCUCCUUCUUCAAGCGUUGGCUCUCCAGAGGGCCUUCAAGCCGAGACCCCUGCUUCUCUGGUUGUGCCCAAGAUCGAGAUCGUGGAUCAACAAGAAGCAGGAUUCAUGGACUCGAUCCUUGCCGCGCCCAACGCUGCCGAUCCUGUUCCGGCAAACAGUGUUGGAAGCGACGAGAAGAACGACGAGCCAUACGCGAAGCUCAUCUACAAAGCCUUGAUGAGCCGGCCGGACUACACCAUGACCUUGCAGGAGCUCUACCAAUGGUUCCGGGACAAUACCAACAAGGCUAAGAACGAAAAGGGCGGAUGGCAGAACAGUAUCCGCCACAAUCUGAGCAUGAACGCUGCAUUCAAGAGACGCGACCGCAAGCGCGGCGAUGGGACUGCGGCCUCAACGUGUGUAGAGGACGAGUCUCCAUUGGCAGGCGACGCGAAGCGGGCAAACGAAUGGGUCCUGGAGGACUGGGCAGUUAGGGACGGUGUGCAGAGCACGACCAGAUACCGAAAAGGGAACUCUGGGCGCCGCUCAAGCAGACGCAACUCAGGCCAGCUCAACCUGGGCAGUGGCAUCAGCAUGCGCCGAAGCAGCCAACGCAGCUCCGUCAAGGCCCUGUCUGGCCAAAAGGGCGGCUGUGCGGCCAGAAACGCGCGGGCGAGAAGCCAGAUGUACAGCCAGGAGCUGUCGCUGGCCGAUGGGCGCCAGUACCGGCUGAUUGAGAGCGGGCUGGGCUCGCCGCCGGCCUCGAGCAUGCCGGAUGGCUUCUAUUCCAUGCCCAUUGCAAUCCCACGGAUCGACCCGACGGCCAUCCAGACCCCAGGGGCGCACGGGGCUGAUUUCGGUUCCGCAGAUACAGCUACGGACCUCUUUGGGCUGCAGAUGACAGGACCGCGGAUGGACCAACCGGUGGCUGGCGAUGACGCUGUUUCAUACAUGGGCCAACAGGAGCACAUGUACGCAGCCUUCCCAUACGAACUUGCAGAUGUCCAUCUAGACUACUCUGGCGAUGUCGCUGACCAGAUCCGGCGGUAUGACUCCAUGACGGGCACCCCCAGGAUGGGCUGGGCCACUCCCCACGGCAUGUGA